AUGAAUGGUACAUGCACUAUUUUCAUUUGCAACAGAAACCCUAAGUUGGAGUGGUACUGUUACUUGCUGAUUCUGGUUUGCCUUUUCAUGCUAUUGUCAGGAUUUCUAGGCAAUAUACUUGCACUACGGCAUUAUGUGUACUACAUGAAGACAUGGACUGCCUGUACCAUAUUUCUCUUUAACUUGGCACUGUGUGACUUUACUUGGACUCUCAUGGCACCUUUUUCAGUAUAUUACAGUUUCCAGAAGUUAGCUGUCUACUCCAGUCAAGCAUUUUAUUGGAUCAUAAGACUAUUUUUAAGUAUUAAUGUCUAUGGAAGUGUCUAUUUCCUGACACUCAUCAGUUUUGACAGGUAUGUAGGUGUUGUCCAUCCCAUCACUUUGUUAUGGUGGGACAAAAGAAAGGCUGUGUUUUGUACCAUCACAGUAUGGAUCUUCAUAGUGAUUGCAUUGAUGCCAGAGAUCUACUACAUAGUUGCAGCUAAAAGACACCAUGACACCACAGAUUCCCUGAAUGGCACUGAAGAACCUUUACAAUUUGCAGUGUCAUUGAUGCUCUCCAAGAUUGUACUGAGAUUCCUAAUUCCAGUCACAGUUCUCCUUACAUGCUAUGUGUUUACUCUCAAAGUGUUAUUACAACUCAGCAAAUGCCAGCAAAGAAGGAACAGACUUACUAGGCCUCUGUUACUGAUUUCAGCUACUAUAAUCAUAUUUGAUGUUUCUUUCAUACCUUAUCAUGUUGUGAUGAUGGUGAUACUAAUUUACAGAAUUACCUAUCAACCACCCUGUGGGAACAUAAGCACAGUAAGUGUCGUUUAUAAUGUCACACAGAUCAUCUGCAGCAUCAGCAGUUGCCUUGACCCAAUCAUUUUUACAGUAGCAAAUAAGACAUUCUAUCAAAGACUUCAAAGUAUAAAAUGUCAUCCCAAGGGACAGUGCUGCUGUUGUCUGACAGGAAAGGUAAGUGAUAUCACUCAGUCCCUAAGAACACUGACUUAA
Molecule: messenger RNA, 999 nt
Organism: Indicator indicator
Lineage: Eukaryota; Metazoa; Chordata; Aves; Piciformes; Indicatoridae
Product: P2Y purinoceptor 1-like
Exons: 1
Coding region: 1-999 (332 amino acids)
Biological process (GO): G protein-coupled receptor signaling pathway
Cellular component (GO): plasma membrane
Molecular function (GO): G protein-coupled receptor activity
Source: RefSeq, a predicted model, not a curated record